This is a messenger RNA of Platichthys flesus (European flounder), 3680 nucleotides long. RefSeq names its product tyrosine-protein kinase STYK1-like. Gene Ontology annotation, molecular function: ATP binding; transmembrane receptor protein tyrosine kinase activity. Bases 2230 to 3453 code for a protein of 407 amino acids. NCBI's taxonomy places the organism in Eukaryota, Metazoa, Chordata, Actinopteri, Pleuronectiformes, Pleuronectidae. Gene Ontology annotation, cellular component: signaling receptor complex. Gene Ontology annotation, biological process: protein phosphorylation; multicellular organism development; positive regulation of kinase activity. The record is from RefSeq and is a predicted model, not a curated record. The transcript has 9 exons.
CAUGUCAUCCAACUCCACCGCCGACAAUCUGUGUGCGCCGGACGACCACCUCUGUAACGGACAACCUGAGGACGGGAUGUCUCCGUCCACUAGCUAGCUGCCGCUGGUGUAGAGACAUGAAGACAAGACGCCAACACACAGUGGAAAACCUGCCCCAGAUGAAGAUUCACAACAGCUGUUCACCUGAGACUCACACAUAUUGUGUAGUGAAUACCUCCUGUGCUCUAAAGGGGAAACUGACCUACCAGCAGCAGUAUCUAAGAAACCUGCCACACCCACACACUUCAAGACCGGCAUAAACAAGCUCCUUUUCUCUGCCUUUAAAUUGACAGCACUGCCAUCACACUCCACUGCUGCCGGGGUUUAUUCCUGUAAAUCUUCUGUAUUCGCCGAUUCAUUAAAAUCACAAUCUUCAGGUUUCUCCUUUCAUUUCCUGACAUCUCUUCAUCCAUCUCUCCUCUCUUAAUGAUCAUUCUCUCAUCCCUGACAUUUGAAUGUGCUUUCCUAGCUUUUGCUUUUCGCCGUCUGCUUCUCGUGCGUCUCAUUUUCCACUUCUCUGCCUCCUGUGUGUGUUCAUUACAGUAAAUACCAGCAGCUCUAAACCUGGUGCCUGGAUGAUUCUGCUGAGGUUGUGUUGACAUAAAAUAUAAAGCUCCAGGAUCUGUCCUGGUGGAAAGUCUCUAACCUUACGACAGGAUGUUGGAUCAUAUUAAUGAUAACAUAUUAUAAAACUGCCAGUUGCAGAUUGCAGUGAUGUUGCAAACUCCAGAUAAAGUCACAGCGACGUGUGGUUUCACAAUUAGAUCAAAUAAGUACUGCUGACUCACCGAGAAGUCUUUAAGAACACAGAGAGAUUAAUAUAUCUGGAUAAGUAAUUUCUUGUUUGCAUGUUUUAGCUUCACUAGAAAAACCAGUAGAAGGGAACAGGGACACCAGUAAUCUCAGGGGAAUCAAACCCAGAGCUACUGGACGUAUGUGGUGUGGAAACUUCAAUCUCAAACCUGAAGUCUUUACUAAGAAUGAAAAAGAGAAGUUUUAUGAUUCUGCAGAUCCGUCACACCACACCAAAGAAUGUGUCAAAACCAGAACACGACACUCACACAGACACACACAGACACACACAAGGGGCUCUGAAGAGAUGGCCUCUGCUCCAGUUCACAGGCCAUUGUUCGAGUGUUUUACAAGGGUGUGUGUUUGUGUGUGUGUUUCUACAGGAGCCUUGUAUUCACAGGGUUGUCAGUGAAGGGUCAAUGUGAGGGAUAGUUGAUUUGAUAAAAGAAUCAACUGACAAAUAGAAAACUUUAAAUUUAACAAUGGAGCAAAACUUUUAUAUUUCCUGCUGAGUAACGUGCAGAUAAAGGAUUUAAGGUGCAGUGCGGAAACUUCUCCAGCUUUUAAUAACAGUGACUCAGCAGCUUGUCAAAGAAUCAAUCUCUGAAUGUCAGAGCAUGAGUCAUGGUUCGUCGCAGUCUCACUGUCCAAUUACAGCCCAACUUGUCUAUGUGCACAUUGCAAGACGACAAAAGCUGUUGUGUAAGCGGUGAAGUUAGGGUUGGACCAACAAACCCUGACGACAUGGGAUCUCUCUCCAAAAUAUAAAAUCUGAAAAAUUGAUAUUAAUGUUCUUCCAGUUCCAUGUUUGUCACAUGUGAGGAACUAACACAACCACUCCUCCUUCCAGACACUUUACAAAGUUCCAGACAAACUGACUGAGACAUUUAAGUUCUCCAGAAUUCAGUGCAUGACGGAGCUAUGAUCAAAAUACCUGUUUGUCCAAAUGACUGACAUUUGGUUUAACUGGUUAAUCUCUCUCUGCACUGUUCUGAAUCAUUACAUCACUGAAGCAACAGAGGGCGCUGCUGACUUUUGCAUUCAAGCAUAGUGUGAGUCAUUGAGCGAUAAAUCAACAUAUCAGCACGGCUGUUAAAUGGAGGAUGAUGUCAUGUGAAGAUGGAGCAACCUGUCAACAAACCAGCCGAACAGAUUCAUCCUGUCAAAGUGCCCCAAGCAGAACACUGAGAUUAAAUCUGCUCAACAUAAAGCACAAAGCGAGUAUGACAAAGUGUGUGGGACACAAAUCAUCACACAAAGUCUGAGGACAGGAGGAGCGGAGGACAGACAGGAGCAGGACGUGGAAUCCUUCCAAUCUGUCCUCACUUCACUGAGCUUCUUCUACUCGGACCGGACCGUGACACAUCCUCUCUCUCUCCCUCAGUGACCAGGGAGUACAUGCAGGACGUGAUCAUCGUCCCCACGCUGCUCCUCUUUGGAACACUCGUCACUCUACUGUACUUGUUCCUGCUGAAGCUCUGUCCUGAACACAAGCGCUCUCGAGUGACGGCCCCUGGAAGCUACAGCUCGGCCCGCAGACACACACAGAGGCGCAGCCGCAGAAGUCACCUACAAGGCAUCGAUGCUCCUCCUGGAAUCAACCCACUCGAACACGAGGAGCUGCCGAUGUCAGUGCAAGUGCAGCAGAACGUCCGGCCUGCACUCCCACACACGUCCACCGAGAGGCGUCACAACACCUUCAGCCAGGUCACCGCCCUGCCGCUGUCCUUCUCCAUCAAACCCUACGACACAGUCACUCUUUACCGAGCCCGCAUGGACAACAAGGACGUGGUCCUCAGAGUUCUGAAAGAACGAGUGAGCAGCAGCGAGGAGCAGAACUUCCUGGACUUCGCCUCCUUUGUCUCGGGACUGGGUCGCCACCCGUAUCUACCAGAGCUGCUGGGUGUAGUUUCAGUGCAGCCCCCCAUGAUGAUGGUGAUGGAGGAGCUGCAGCACAGAGAGCUGCUCAGCUUCCUGUGGAGAAGUAGACAGAACAACGCAGGCUCAGAGUCUCCCUGGGACAUGACGGAGAAGAGGAUCCACGUCAUGGCAGGACAAGUGGCCUCCGCUCUGGAGUAUCUGCACAGUAAAGGCUGCAUACAUGGGAAUGUGGGGGCGCGCAGCGUUCUGAUUGGUGGAGAUCUGACGGCGAAGCUGUGGGGUUUGGGCUCGGCCUAUCGACGGAGACCGCAGCCCAGCUCGCCGGGGGAGUUUCAGGACGUGGAGAUGAAGAAGUGGCAGGCGCCUGAAGUGCUGGCCAGAGGAGUCUUCAGUCCCAGUAGCGAUGUAUGGUCUUUUGGUAUCCUGCUUUAUGAAAUGGUCACUUUGGGUGACCCACCGUUCGCUCAGAUCCCGACGACUGAACUUCUGCAGCAUCUGCAAAGAGGAAAACAUCUGAAGCGCCCGGCGACAUGUUCCAGCUCCCUAUUCUCCCUCAUCACUUCCUGUUGUCACUGGAACCUCAAACACCGUCUCUCCAUCCCGCAAGUGAUAAGCAAGCUUCAGGCGGGAGAGAAAUCAGCCAAUGGGAGGACAGUCCUCAGGGCGCCUGCACCAAUCGACAUCGAGAGAUACCUGAGGGAGGCGGGAUAUGGAGAGGCCCUCAACUAUGCUGUGCUCUGAUUGGCUGAGAGCGUCAUCAGUUAGCACGAUGAUUGGAUGUUCACUCGCACCUGAAAGACCGCUGCAAGAGCUAAUUAUGAAUGAAGAACUUUAUUAGAAAAUAUUGUAAAUAUUGAAGAAACUUAUUGUACAUAAUGUUGGUGAGACUUAUUUCUGUUUUGCAAUUGUUUGUUGGAAUAUGAAGCACACUCACUUUUUAUAUUUAAUAUAUUGAAAAUAAACUUGAA